Molecule: messenger RNA, 7225 nt
Organism: Synchiropus splendidus (mandarinfish)
Lineage: Eukaryota; Metazoa; Chordata; Actinopteri; Syngnathiformes; Callionymidae
Exons: 4
Coding region: 586-6666 (2026 amino acids)
Biological process (GO): regulation of glycogen biosynthetic process
Cellular component (GO): protein phosphatase type 1 complex
Molecular function (GO): protein phosphatase 1 binding; glycogen binding
Source: RefSeq, a predicted model, not a curated record
UUAAACAGUCGCUCAGGAAUGUGCGACCCCGCUGGAGACAAACUCAGGAAACUGAAAAACCUCAGAUAAUCCUGAGAUAAAAAGACUGUAAACUGCUGACUCAGCACCACAGGUCCACGACCACAGGUGCAGCGGAGGGAGCGGUUGCCUUCUGGCUCAGCUCUCUUACACACAACACUGCUCCCUUUUCUCUUGUGUGAGUGUUGCAUCUGCACCGUGUUGCGCUUCUGCUUUCGUAAAUUUCUUUCCGUUUCUGAGCUUAUUUUGGUCUGUUUUUCUUUACAUCUGUGUGUGGAGUCGGUGCAGCGCUGAGUCCAAGGUUUCAUUGUGAUUUGGAUUCCAAAGAAUGUUUGGAAAUGUUUGCCCCACUCUGUCGCUGACUCUCUGCGAGGCCCUGGGAGCCAUGAGGAUGACAUUUCCGCCUGCUGAACUUUCAGCUCCUCCACAUAGUUGUGAUCCCCUCUCGGCCUAUUUUUAGGCUGCAGCCUCGGCGACAAUGUCAUCUGUAACUGGACUCCGUCUGUUAAGUCACCGCACGCUGAAUGUCAGCUGCCAGAAUCGGACUCAGCCGUUCACACCCCCAGCAUGGCGGGACAGGCAGGACCUCCUGGGCCCGGCGGUCUGCUGGCAGUGCCGGGCCUCGGCUCAGCGGACCUGGACUCGGACGAGGAGGUGCCCGGGAUCAGGCCCAAGUCUUCCCCGCUGCCUCGCAGGAGGAGCUCUGCCAGCGAGGACGACUUCGAUCCGGAGCCGCCCCUGAGCGGGUCCAGGAGAGUUUCCUUCGCCGACGCCAAAGGCCUCAGCUUAGUCCAUGUGAAGGAGUUUGGCUGCUGGGACGUUCCUGAGCCGUCUGAGGAUCAAGAGUCGGAGGAGUGCUUCAUCUCACUGCUCACCUUCUCCUUGCCACUGCCUGAGGAGCUGCUCACCAAAGUCCAGGAGCAGAAGGUGGAGCUGGAGAGCCUCGAGGUGCUUCCUGGGACUUCCGUGCUGAGAGGGGUAGUCUGUGUCCUCAACAUCUCCUUCACCAAAGCCGUCUACGUCCGGGCCACGCUGGACUGUUGGUCCAGCCACUUUGACCUGCUGGCAGACUACAUCCCGGGCUGCAGCCAGGGGACGGUGGACCGCUUCGCUUUCAGGCUGACUCUGGCGCCUCCCUCCGUGGACCAGCACGCCAGAGUGGACUUCUGCGUGAGGUACGAGACCCCGGUGGGGACCUUCUGGGCCAACAACGACUCCAGGAACUACGUGAUCUUCUGCCAGCGGAGGAGGAGAACGCAGCGGCCGCCGAGGGAGAAGAAGAGCUGCCUCAAGUCCAACAGUCAGAACUUCUCCUCGACUGAAAACCUAUCGGGUCCAGAACCAUCGUCACCGGAACACACGCCAGCAGAGGCGUCGACUGUGGAGGCGGAGCCUGUGAACAAGGCGCCAACAACCGAGAGAAAACUCAGCUGGCAGGGAGAGGAGGCUCCGAAACCACAGACUGACAGCAGACGGAACUCCCGGCAGAGGAGUCGCAGGAAGGCGGCUCGGAUGGCUCGUGUGAGGGAACAGUUGGCUGGCAGAAGUGAGAGCGACCUGCUCACUGGACAGCUGGGAACCUCAGGGAUGAGUGAGGAGCAAACGUCUCCGGUGGAAGAAAACUCGGCACCAGACUCCAUGUUUCCGGACCAAGCUGACGCGACACGGAUCCUUGGUCCGUCUGUAGCGGAGUCACUCGCUGAAGAAAGCUCGGGCGGCAGAGACGUCCCAGCUAGCCAGAGCAUCAGCGCCACCUUCGGAACUGUGGUCGCCCCUCUGUACCGGCAGGUUUUCAUGAUGCAGCCUUCGGACCCAGAUUCAAAUCAUGUGGUGGAUCUCAGUUGCUCGUCCACUGAUGACGCAAGAACAGGUGGCUUUGGUUUAAAUGCAGAUUCUGGGAACCCCUUCCAGAGCUCCACCCCCCAGGGACACAAGGAUGAUCUGACCUUUGGCCUGACUCUGGAUAAACACUCUUCAGUAAUGGACGAAACGACAGUCCACCAUGUUCUCGUCGGUCAGGAGGAUCUCACAGUGACACCAGACUUCAGACCUAGUCCAAGUCCUUCAACUGAAGACACGAGUUUCUUCAACAACUCUGACCAUAGGGGUGGACCACAGAAGGUAACUCCAGAACCUUCUGAUGAGAAAUCUGUGAGCAACAGCCAGGAGUGGACAGAAGAUCUGCCACAAACCGAGUCCUCCUCAGAGACCAGUCCAAAUGCUGAACCGGAAACUGUCAGUCAGUUUACAUUUGGUUCUGAAGAGCUACAAAUGUCUGGACCGGCUUUAGAAGAGUCAGGUCCACCAUUAGGUGGAGCCCUGGGCAUUCAGAUAGAUAUCAGGGUAGAAGAUACUUCCACAUGCUCUUGUAAAGGAGAAGAAGAGGAAGAAGGUGGUUGGAUCAAAACUUGUGAUGGGAACUGUAACCUUCCUGAGGAGGAACCGGCUGAGGUCAAAGACUGGGAGUUGAUGGUGGCAGAAGAGGAAGAGAGCGUCUUGGUAACUAGUGGGAGGGAGUCUGAGGAGGUGGGUCCAGGUUUGAUGUCAGAGGAAGAUGGUGCUUCUGGUGAAGAGUUGGAGAUGAAGAAAGAUUCUGAGGCGAAGACGACGAGGGAAGCAGAAGAAAAAUUGACCGGUGGAGACAAUAGAGUAUCAGAGGAACGAAGCAUUCGUGGAACUCAAGUGACCAAUGGCUAUCAAGAGAAUAACAUGACCAGGGUGGAGACAUACAGCGGUGGUGCAACAGGAAUCAGCAGAGAUGAAGCGAUGACAGUCGGAGACCAGGCAGAUCCAGGCCAGAUUCUUCAGGUCCAGAACGGAGCAGAAGAAUCUGGAGAGACCUGUGGAGAAAUGAUGGGUUUGGAGACUCAGCUGGAGAUGGAAGUGGCAGAAACAACUAGUGUUCUCAAGGUCAAACAGGACCUGGUGGAGCAUCUGGAACUGUUGGGGAAGGAUGAAGAUGAGAAGAUGGCUACUGAGAAGGAAGGAGAAGCUGAAAUGCAGAGAGUUUGCAGGGAAGAACAAGAGCAAGAGAUGAUGGAGGAAGAUACAUUUGAGAGCCCAAUGGACGUAGACACCUUUGAGAAGACCAAAUUAAACACAGAAAAAUCGGAUGUGGUUGAAGAAAUGAAGGCCGUGAUGGAUCUAGAAGACCUCCAACAUGUGCUGACGGGAACUGUCUUGGACACAGCAGAUCAAACACACAGUGCAACAUUGGAGGAACACAUUCUAGAGCAGGCAGCAGCCAAAGAGCAGGUGCCAGAGGUCGAAAUCAUGAAUCAUGAAGUUUCAGCAGGAGAUGAAGGAGCUACAACCGAAGAGCCGGGGUCAAAGGUGAAACCAGAACCAUCGACUCGGACACCAGUGACUGAGCGAGGAGGUGAAGAAGAAGACCUGGUCGAUACACAGGAAACAAGCCCAAAGAAUGAAGAGGAGGCAGUAAAACAAGAAGACUUGAGUCUAGAGCGGCGGGUAAAAGAUGAAGAGGAAGCUUCAGUGAAGAGAGAAGAUCAGCAACAGUCUCAACAACGAGAAGCUCCGAGAAUCAAGACCAGGAAGUCAAGAAAGAUGAGAGGAGUUGCAGAGCUAAAGCCAGAGUCUGAUGCUCAGAAAGAGCAGAAGAUGAUCUGGUCCACACCGGAGGCAAGGUCAUCGAGUGCAGAUGAUGAACGGCAUGUUGGCGUCAGUGAUGAUGACAUGAAGAUCUGUGAAGAAGCCGGAACACUUGAGGAGAAAAUCCAAGGGACAGAGCCGGAUCAUGAGCCUGAGAAAGAGCUGAGUCGACAAGAAGUAGUGGGAGAAACCACGAGAGUCAGGAGCAGGAAGACUAAGCUGCCUAAUGAAGUGGUUGCAUCUGACUGUCCAGUACGAAAGGAAGAAGUCGGAAAAACGUUUGUGAAAAGUGAACCACAGCAGAAGACGUCAGGUCAAGAAGAAACCACAGAGAAACAGACAAAUUCAAGCGCAGGCCAUGAGCCAGAGGAUCAGCUAGGAAAAGACGAGGAUGGGAGAGGACCAUCAGCACUGGUCGACCUUCUGCAGGCUGAAAUAAGAUUCAACAAUGAGGAUGGAAAACACAGAAAGAAAGUUGAGGAGCAAAUCGUGGAAGAAAUUCUGAGGACUGACGUGACUGAGCAUAAAGCCACAGAGAGGAAGCAGGCGCUGGAUGACACCCCGAGAGUCAAAGCCAGGAGGGCAAAGAAGAGCAAAGGUGCAGGUCACAUGAAGCCUGCCCCAGAAAACCGACUGUCACAGGAGAGUCUGGAGCUCGGAGCUUCAGCAGAGGUGGGUGACGGUGAAGGAAAACACCGGACAACACAACAGGUGAAGCUGGGAGAGCAGAAGACGGGCGCCAUGUUGAAACACCAUGUCCAGACUGCAGAUCACGAGAUGAAGUCCACCUUAGCAGAAACCCCGAGAACUAAAACCAGGAUGAAAAAGACAGAGACAUGUUUGGUGGUGGGUCAAGAGCCGCAGACUUCAGAAGGUCCAGGGUCAGGAUUGAAAAGACCUGGAGCCCAGGCGGAUGAAGAACGGCUCUGCCAGGAAACACAAUCGGACAUUCUUCAAGAGGCUGAAGUGAAAAUCGGCAACAAAGAAGCUCCUGAGAGAAACAAGGAGCAAGAAGUGGGUCCAGGAAGAAGCUUGGAACAUGGUGAGGAGACGCUAAAAGAUCGAAUCAUUCCGGAGGCCGACAACAUGAGUACGCUGGGUCGAGAAGAAACCCCCAGUGUCAAGACCAGGAGGUCGAAAACAACAAAGAAAAAGCAACCGGUGGAUCAAACACACGAGUCAGAGCCUGGAGUCACAGAGAAGAGUCCUGUUCAUGAGCCGAAGCAACAGCGGGAUACAGGAGAUACUAGUAGAACAAAGUUGGCUGACAAGAUGCAGGAAAGUGUGACGGAACAUGAGUGGAGCGCUCAGAACGGAAUCAUACGCAGCAAUCCAGAAGGGAACACGGCCCCACUUGAUGUUAGCAGAGACACAGCGUGGGAUGCACAAAACACGAUGGACUUAAGAUCUGAAGAGAUGAGAGAUGACAAAGAGGAACAGCAUGGAGUCACAGACAAACCUGGAGUCCACGUCAGGAGGACCAAAGUCAUCAACAGAUCUGAACCCAGUGAGAGGAGGAUUCCAGCAACCAAAGUGGAAAAGGUAGCAGGAGAGGAAGAUCCAGAAGAUCCUAGUGCCGAGGGGUUGGAUGAAGAAACGUCCAUCACUGCAGCACCAAGACUGAGUGAGAAGAGCAGAGAAGAUCUUCACAGUGAAGGAGACACACGCAUCAGUGAGGGUCAGGGACAGAGACUUAAAACAGAGGAACCAGAGGUGAAGAUGAAUCCAGAGGUUCAGGAAGCCCCUGGCGUCGGGCAGGACAGAACAGGAAGUGCCACAGAGACUCUGGAGCUGGUCGCCACAGCUGAGGAGGGAGACAUGAAAGCGAUGACGGAGAUGGAUGAGAAGCUGCGGGCAACAGUGUUGAGACAACGAGAGUCAGAGGAAAUGACCUUGGAUCCAGAGAUGCUGCAGGCCGAGCUCAAGCCAAGACAUGAAGAGAAGCUGUUAGUGGAAAAGCCAAGAAUCAAAACCAGGAGGACGAAAACGGUCACAGAUGUUCGUCCGACAGAUAAAGCACCUGGAGGAAGCAGCAGUGACGUGACGUCGGGAAACGAGAUGGAAGGUCCAGUAGGAAGCACACAAAAUGGCUCCACUCCAAGCAAACAAGCAGCUGAAGAAGAGGUGAUGACUCAGAGGGACACGGCUGAGGUGGAUCCAAGCUCACAAGCUCCAGCGGAACAAAACCUGAUGGUGGUUGAGGAUAAGAGCAAGUUAGACAGCAAGAGUGAGACACCUAGGGUCAAAUUUCGCCAAAGCAAGACGGUCCUCAAGAGCGUGAAUGAGGAAGACAUUCUGACGGCAAACCAGGAGGCAGAGGCUUCUGCUGGAGGGAGAGGACUUCAGGGUUUGGAGAAGCCCAUGCAGCCAGUCGACAACAAAGCUGCGGAGGAGACAUUGAGGUUUGGACUGAAGACGCCAGGGGUGGAAGAAGAAGCAAGAGGGGUGGAAGAAGACCAGAAAGAGUCCAGAGUGGAGAAGACGCCGGAGCCGUUGGUCACACCGACGGAGAGUCGUCCUGCUCAGAUGAACCAUGAGGGUGAGGAGGGCUUCAUCGCUGAAGACGACGUGUGGGUGGAGUCAGAAGACCAGAUGAGCCCAGAUAGCGAGUCAUCUGAGUCGGACUCGGGCGACGAGGUGGAGCUUUACAUGCACUGCCUGCGUGUGGCUCACACCGCGACCGUCAAAGAGCCGAACCGAGACGCGGGCGCCAGCAAGAGACUGUCCGUCCGCAGGAGCAAGCUGACGUCCAUGCCCAUCAUCAGCGAGUCUCUGGAUGAGGAGCAGAACCUGGGCUGCGUGCAGGAGCAGAACCUGGAAGAGCCGCCGGCGUGCAACGGACAGCGAGACCUGGGCUGGAGCCAGAGCUUCUCGUGCAGCAGCAUCUCCAGAGGCCUCCUGUGCGCCUCUCUGUUAGGAGUGUUUGUGACUGUGGCACAGCGUUACGACUUCCUGGCCUGUCUGGGACUCUACCUGCUGUCAGUGGUUUGGCUGCUGUGCCGAGGAGAGAAGCAGGAGAAGAACGAUGGCGUUUAGCGCCCACAGGGAGGACUCUACCUCUAAACACCCUGACUCAGCAGACAGCUUGGCACUGGACCUUCAAACUCUGAUAACCUGAAGAAACCUGGAUUCAUGAAAAUCUCGUGUUGCUUUGACACGGAAAAUAAGUUCUAAAUAUCUGAAAAAAUGGACCUGAACAUCCUGAUGAUCAGCAGAAUGUUGUCAAGAAAACACGGGUCACACUGAACCUGAACCUCCCGCUGGACCAUGGAGGUGGGCAGGUUUACGACUCAAACUUUCUAACUCUGAUGUAAACAUUGUUGUCGCUGGGAUCCAAUAGGGAGGUUUGGUGUGGAGGCGUUUCUGACUCAGCGACGUCAACUUGUGGAGAUUGAACUCCAAAAGAAAAUAUUUUUUCAUAUCAACCUCACGAAGAUGGAUUGUUCCUCUUAGUUUGCUGUGCAAAUGUUGACUCCAGAAAUCUUUUGAUAAAGAUAUCAUCUUUAUUAUCUCUUUCAUCUGUGGCUUAUUUCUGUCUGUAAUUUUUCAUCUCAGUGUCCAGAGUUGUGUUUUACAGCGUGAGGAAGAAGCUUGU